AUGGAGAAGAUCUUGCGUUUCUCUCUACUUUGUUGCAUCGUCUUAUUCGUGAUCUCGAAUUUUCACGGAUCUGCCGAAGCAGGGAAGCGACGGAUCGAGAUCACCGACGAUCUAGACGACGUGGAAGACAACGAAGAAGACGAAUCGUGGAAAACGUGGGGGGAAAAAGCAGCGACUCCAGAGUUCGAUCCUCCUCCUGAUUUCUCUAACAUGGGAUUCGAUCAGAUCCAAGAGGAGAUGGCUAAACGGACUUUCGCACCUGUCGUUGGGUUCGUCAAGCUCCGGUUAGGCGUCCAACGCACUAAGGAUAUGGUGGUGGAGAUUGCUAUGAGAUGGACGAAAGUUUUGAGAACAGGAGGGUUAGGAGUGAGGUUCAUGGCUGUGGAUCGAAGCACGGUGAUGUUCAAUAUGCAGAACGGGAAGGAAGUGACUGAGUUAAGGGAGUUUGUGCUGAGCCAAGAAGAGGCUUAUGAGGUUAAGAUUGGGAAACAAGAGUUUCGAAGACCUGGAGAUCCUCCUCUUGAUGAUGUCGUUGAGAAACUUAAAGCUAAGGAAAGCAAGGAUGGUGAAGAUGGUGAUGGUAAUAACAAGGAUGAUGUGACCAAGGAUGAAUUAUGA
Molecule: messenger RNA, 618 nt
Organism: Eruca vesicaria subsp. sativa (arugula)
Lineage: Eukaryota; Viridiplantae; Streptophyta; Magnoliopsida; Brassicales; Brassicaceae
Source: the annotation of a GenBank genome assembly